Molecule: messenger RNA, 1295 nt
Organism: Lotus japonicus
Lineage: Eukaryota; Viridiplantae; Streptophyta; Magnoliopsida; Fabales; Fabaceae
Exons: 2
Coding region: 209-985 (258 amino acids)
Source: RefSeq, a predicted model, not a curated record
UUGUUUAUAUAAAACAAUGUAAAAUGAAAUAUCAACACUAGUUACUUGCAUUACAAAUUCUAACCAUCGAGCACCGGCGACAUAACCCUAAUUCCCUCGUCCCCAAUCACGCGCCGCGCAGAUCGAAGACAGAAUCGAAGCGCAGAGAGGAUUUUCUGAGGGUUUAUUGAUCUGUUGUGAAAGAGGCGUUUGAGGACAUAGUUAGAACAUGUCUAGUAAGAAGGAUGAGAAGUCUCAGGCUGCGGCGGAGAGGAUCAAGGCUGCGGCCUUGAGUGCUGCCAAAGGCCUUAGUCGUGCUCAGGCUGAAAGGGCGGCGACUGCGGCGGCUCGGAAUGUGAAUGCUUAUGGUCAGAAGGAAGAAGGGCCUAGCAGAUGGCAGGAGAAGAGGGAAGCGAAGAGGCAGAUGUAUCUGAUGAGUACUGAGAAGCCUGUAAAAUUGGGUGAAAGGAUAGGGGUUAAGCAUACAAUGUCUGGCUCGGCGCAGUGUCAGAAGUGUUAUCAAGGUGGUCAUUGGACAUAUGAAUGCAAGAAUGAACGGGUUUACAUUUCGAGGCCGUCCCGGACCCAGCAACUUAAGAAUCCUAAAUUGAGGGUGAAUGUGUCUGUCAGUUAUGAUUUGGAAAACAAUGAUGUUGAUGAUAAGGAGGAAAAGGCUAAAUCGAGCUCCAAGAAAGCCAAAAGGAAGCACCGUUCUGACUCUGAUUCUGGAAGUGAUAGUGAGGAUUCAGUUUUUGAGACUGAAAGUGGCUCAUCAUCAGUUACAGGGUCAGAUUAUUCUUCAGGAAGCAGUUCAGAUUCCAGUUCAUCUGAUUCAGAGGAAGAAAGAAGACGAAGGAGAAAGAAGAAGACCCAGAAGAAGAAGAAAGGAAGAAGGCACAAGAAGUACAGUUCAUCAUCAGAAUCAUCUGACUCAGAAUCUGCUUCAGACUCUGAUUCUGAUGAUAAAAGCAGCCGGAGAAAGAGGAGGCAUAGUAGAAGACACUGAAUUAGACUGAAGGAUGUGAGGAGCAGCUACCAGUUUGGUGAGUGGGUUGACAAGCUUGAUCAGUAUAAUCAUCAAUUUUCAGCAGAUAUGGUGCUUAUUAUAUGUUUGGGUAAUGUAGAAUAAACUUUGCUUGGGUUGCAUUUCUCUGUUCUUAUGUACUUUGUUAUCAGGAUAUGCUUGGUUGAUCUUUCACAUUUAACUCUUUGGUUGUCAGUUGUCACCUAUGCACUGUGAGAUGUUUUAGUAGUUAGAUCUUUCUUCAAAUUGAUGCAAGCUUCAAUACACUUAGAUACUCUCACUUACAACUUAA